AUGCCAGAAAUCGUCCUUGAUAAUACAGCUGGCCCGUUGAAAGUUCCAGGCUUUCACGACAUUCCCAUAGAUGUCGAGCUUCCACGGGAUCAAUUUGCAGCGGGGAUCAAUGUUUGGCGAGGUACCAUACUUACUGCAAAAGAGCUAGCCAUGUUGAACUUGAUCAAUACUAUUACCGAAAGACCGGACUGGCAUGUGCGGAUUUUUCAGCAGGAAGAAAUCACUCGCUGGCAAAAAGAUGCGCUGUCAUCGUUGUCGCUAAUCAACGACCAGACGUGGAGCUGGUGCCUCAAAGAAUUGCAAGACAAGGCAAGAAACUUUGAAAAGCAAGGGCACGUGCUAGUAUUCAACACCGGCAGUGGUAUCUGUAAAUCUGAUACGGCGAUCCCUGCGACAACACAGGCACAGCUACGAGAUGCCACGGUUUCUUUGAUUCAGGAUUUAGGCGAACAGACUCAAUCCCUAAACAUGCAGAAGCCAGUGGUGGUAAAUGUGGUUGAUCCGUCUCUGUUUCCCCUUGUUUACGGGAGGACGAUGGUCUUAGUUGGUGGACAACCGUGCGGAAUGGACCAAGGUUCUUGGUCGGCACGCCUUCAAGACAGCCAAAUCGCACCAGAGCGACCGCUGUUUGCUCAAGAAGGGGCCUGGGAACACCUGCGAUUGAACUGCAUCUGGUCAACCAGAUUUCAGUGGCUGCCUUGCGAAGUGGAAUUCAAUGGGCCUCCUGGGUCCACCGACGUUCGAAUUAGUUCCUACAUCAACAAUCUCCAUCCCAUGAACCGAAUCGUGUAUUCAGCAAUUGAGGCAGUCCUUACCAGCAGUAUCAAGCAGUGGAAUGAGAUACUGAUUCGUGCAAAAUGGACUGAACAGCUUGGAUACAGACCCUCUUGCAAACCUUCUCCUCGUGAGCCGAUACGAAUUCGAACGUACGGGGUGGACUGGAAAAUGAAAUAUCCGGAGUGGGCGAAGAAGCUCCCAGAGCAGUCCAAGGAAGACCAGCUAUCUGUUGAGCAAUACAACAAGAUGUGCGCCCAAGUAGAGGAAUAUCUGAAGGAACCCGAAUCCGAGGAUAAGGUCCAUUGGUGUCUGGUUCAUACGCAAAGGAUUCCAGAAGAUUGGAAAGCACGAUGGGGACUGCAGCGCACUGCAUUGACCAAGUAUGCCCGUAUGUUCUUCUUUGAGCACUCGGACCCGGGUACUGCCUAUUCCUACGAAGACUGGAAAUCAGGGCGGACUGGAGAGGCCAUAAUAGGUCCUGCCGAUCAGGAACACUGGGGCCGGACGUUUGGAACGGGGCAGUUCCUUCUGUCUCACCCUUGGCUGAAACCCCACCGCUGGGCCUUUGAGCCAAAAGGCAAAAAGGACGAUGACCAUCAAUUCUACACGGUUACAUUGCAGGACGAGUUUCGAGACAAAGGCCUCCAAGUUGUGGCCAAGCUCCACAGUAUUGAGCUAGAGCCUGAUAUCCCAUCAUUUUCUGGCGAUGACUGGCAUACUGAAGGAAAUGCAAAUGAGCAUAUAGUUGCUAAUGCUAUUUACGCGUUCGACUUUGACAAUAUUACGGAGCCGCAGGUUUCAUUCCGACAGCGGCUCUGGCACGACAGUCAACGAUAUGUUUAUGACAAGAUCGGCGCAGGUGACGAUCCCGAUGACGAUGAAAGUGAUUUCGACCGUCCAGAAGAUAAUGAUGACGAGGACUCCUGGAUAUAUGAGCCAGACCGUGAAGAGAAGUAUGCGUGCUGGGAUGUGAAGUAUAUAGGAAGGCUGUUUGGAUUUGAAACAAUUCAGAAUGCGCCUGCGUGGCAGGAGCUAGGGAAAGUGAGAAUGCCUCCAGGUCGCUUGAUUUCUUUCCCCAAUGCCUUUCAACACCGAAUGAGUCCGCUAGAGCUUCAGGACAAGACUAAGCCAGGACACUGUCGUUUCCUUACUCUCAGUCUUGUCGAUCCCACGUACCGCAUUUGCUCGACGCGAAAUGUUCCCCCACAACAACCGAAAUGGAUCGAUGGCUCUGGAUCACACAUGGAUCUGAAAGAAGCUCUCGAGUUGAAAGAGGAAUUGACGAAGAUACAUGUCCGCAAGGACGAGGCUACCUUUGAGCUGGCUAGAAACCUUGUAUUCUCGGGAUUUCACUGA
Aspergillus udagawae is the source of this 2133-nucleotide messenger RNA. RefSeq names its product DUF4246 domain-containing protein. NCBI's taxonomy places the organism in Eukaryota, Fungi, Ascomycota, Eurotiomycetes, Eurotiales, Aspergillaceae. The transcript has a single exon. The coding region runs from base 1 to 2133 and encodes 710 amino acids. The record is from RefSeq and is a predicted model, not a curated record.